Molecule: messenger RNA, 1346 nt
Organism: Triticum aestivum (bread wheat)
Lineage: Eukaryota; Viridiplantae; Streptophyta; Magnoliopsida; Poales; Poaceae
Product: CRIB domain-containing protein RIC4
Exons: 2
Coding region: 47-676 (209 amino acids)
Source: RefSeq, a predicted model, not a curated record
UCGUUGCUGAUUGAGCUCCACAAUACCAUGCUACCAAAAUUAACCUAUGAAUAUGCCCUGUCUCCGUCCCUCUGCUUUGUGCCUUCCUUUGCUUUGCUUUGUGCUUCGCGGCUAUAAGACACGCCGGCCCAAGAACGCAUGCAACACCACUCUGCAUCUUUCUUCCUCCUUGUCUUCGUAUCAAUCUCCAGCUAAGGCUCCGAUGAAGGACCGCGCCGGCUUCCACUUCUCCAUCGGCUGCAUGUCGCAGUCCGCCGUCGCCGUCGCCGACCCGCUCCGCAAGAAGCCACCAGCACCGGCGCCGCAGCAGCAGGCCGAUAACCCCUCCUCCUCCUCCAUCACCACACAGGACAGAGCACCCCGAGAGGAAGGGACCGGCGGUGAUGAGAAGGCAAAAGAAGGGAUCGUCGCAGCAGGGGUGCAGCGGCUGCUCAAGGGGAUCAAGACCUUCUUCGCGGCGUACGACGGCGAGGAAGAAGAAGAGGAGGAGGAGCGGGAGAUCGUGAUCGGGUACCCCACGGACGUGCAGCACGUCGGGCACAUCGGCUGGGACGGUCUCAACAAGGUGGGCGGCAUGGGCAUGGUCGGCGCCUUCUCUGUGCCCUCCUCCCUCCCUCUCCGCCAGCUCGAGAUCGCCAUGGACCCCGGCGCCGCAACCACCACCUGCACCAACUGAUCCCUAAUUCUCCAUUGCGUCAUAGGAGACCUCAAGCUCAAGCAACCGCUGUUACUCCCAGUAAAAAAAAAUUACAUGAAUGAAUGGCGCACCUACUAAGAAGUCGCCUCACCCGGAUUGCAAGUAUAUUGGUCCCUGAAGCACCUCAGAUCACUGAAUCCGAUCAUGGUGAUCACGAGUGGCUGUUCGAUGACUGUAGGCAUAGUACGCACCCAGCCAGAGAAGCCCAAGAUGGAGGAGACACGGAGGCCCCGACGGAGUGGACGAGACUUGCCAGCUCCCCUCUCGUGUGUCCAUCCGUACUCCCGGAUACGUGGCUUGAUUUGAUUGGAACAAAAUAAGACCCGGCCCCACCUCCUUAAAAUCUGGGGGGAAAUGAUUAGAUUAGAAAGGAAAAAAGAAAAAAGACAGCCGUUGGAUGAGGUGGGAGCACGGAUAGGAGUAUGAGAAGGGAGCAGGCAAGCCGGAUCCCGACGGAGUGUGGGCUGAGGCUGUGAAGACCGACCCGGCUGACGUCAUCGCUCUGGUCCAUGUGGUUCCUUUCUGAUACGAUGCUGCCUCGUGGAGCAUUCAGCGCACCAAGUUUGCAACUACCCCCUAGCUAGUUUCUUAGCACUGCACUGUGUAGUUACCUUGACUUUUCCUUGUGUAUAUAACUCUUCUUUUAGUA